AUGUGGUGUUUUUGGGCCGCACACUGUCCCACGGCUCCUCCAGAGGUCACUGUAGAGUCCUCAGAGCUUCCUGUUGUAGACAAGAUGGAUGAACCUGAGUCCCCUGUGUUUCCUGCCACACCUCAAUGGUCUCCAGCUCCGUCCUGGUUCUCAUCGCCACCAGUCCUGUUCUUUGCCAGAUCCUCCCUGGUAUCUUGCUCCGCCUGCUCCUUCCUGGUCUGUGGCUCUGCCGGCUCCUCUAUGGUCUCUGGCUCCGCUGGCUCCUCCCUGGUCUCUGGCUCUGCCGGCUCCUCCCUGGUCUCUCACUCCACCGGCUCCUCCUUGGUCUCUGGCUCCGCUGGCUCCUCCCUGGUCUCUGGCUCCGCCUGUUCCUUCCUGGUCUCUGGCUCCGCCGGCUCCUCCAUGGUCUCUGGCUCCACCGGCUCCUCCAUGGUCUCUGGUUCCACCGGCUCCUCCAUGGUCUCUGGUUCCGCCGGCUCCUCCCUGGUCUCUGGCUCCGGCAGCUCCUUCCUGGUCUUUGGCCCCGUCAGCUCCUUACUGGUCUCAGGUUUCGCCAGCUCCUCCAUGGUCUCUGGCUUCGCCGGCUCCUCCCUGGCCUCUGGCUCCGCCAGCUCCUCCCUGGCCUCUGACUCCGCCGGCUCCUCCCUGGUCUUUGGCUCCGCCGGCUCCUUCCUGGUCUCUGGCUCCGCCGGUUCCUCCAUGGUCUCUGGCUCCGCCGGCUCCUCCCUGGUCUCUGGCUCCGCCGGCUCCUUCCUGGUCUCUGGCCCCGUCGGCUCCUUACUGGUCUCAGGUUUCGCCGGCUCCUCCAUGGUCUCUGGCUUCGCCGGCUCCUCCCUGGCCUCUGGCUCCGCCAGCUCCUCCCUGGCCUCUGACUCCGCCGGCUCCUCCCUGGUCUUUGGCUCCGCCGGCUCCUCCCUGGUCUCUGGCUCCGCCGGCUCCUCCCUGGUCUCUGGCUCUGCCGGCUCCUCUCUGCCGGCACCGCCCUGGCUCCCUGCCCUGUCAGCUCCGCCCUAGCUCCCUGCCCAACCGGCUCUGCCUUGAUUUCCAGGCUCUCUUCCUCUUCACAGGCCUAAUCCCCUACCCUUUUCCUUCUAAAUGCUUUAAAAAUAUAUUUAGCAAAAUAUACAAAAAUGGCCCAAAAAUAUAUUGGGAGAAAAUAUAUUUAUGUUAAUACAUUCCAGCAUAUUUUAUAUUAAAUACAUUUUGCAAAAAUACGUUGGGGCCAUUGUGAGAAAUAUAGAAAACGCAUGAGAAAAAGGUGUAAACAGUAUAGUAUAAACAGCUAAUUUUUAUUGUAUUUGUUGUAUAUUGAUAUUCAUUUUGGUUUCUUUAUUUCUUUUAGAAUCCUUACUGAUAUCUGGAACAUCACAAACUUUUACUGGUGAAUGAUUAUGUAAACAAAACAUGCUUCCUUAUUGGUACACUUGCACUUUGCCCUCUUUUAUUUUAAACAUAUUUUAUAAUUUCUAAGAAUGUGUGGCCCUUAAAAUUUGACUGAUAAGUAUUCAAUUACACUGAAGAUAAACUCUUCAGCCAAUCCUUCUUCAAGUGUUGUAAAACCAAUAUCUAUCACUGCGACUAGAGGUUGAAUAAACUCUGUGCUUUAUGCACUGUUAAUCUCAGACAUAAUGAAAACAUACAACAAAAACAUAAGUAUAUUUAAGUUUUUUACUAUAACCGUAUAUAUGUCUGAUUACCUGAGUAAUAUAAAAUUUGAACCAAUCUUGUUUCGUUAGACAGAAUGAACAAAAGAACCACAGAAGUAUGUUCCUACUUUCAGUAUUAUUCCUCACAUGUGUUUAAGAGUACAGAGAGGAAGAUGAAUGCAUCUGCUUAAGUAUUAGACGAUAAUGUCUGCUUUGCAGCUGAACUUCCUCAUUCACAUAUGAAUCACUUUUUACUUCCUCCUCUGAAUGAUUGUGUGUUUUCAGACCUGUCUUGCUCCCAUUGACUCUCAUACUUCCCUCAGGAGGGAAACUCCCACUUCCCAUAGAUUUCAUGUUUUAAUGAAAUACUCAAACCAGAAUGGCAGUUUUGCAUUUUAGAGGCCUGUGCAAACUUGAUUUUUUUCUGUUUGUAAGGGGUUGGGAAUUUCUCAUAGGUCAUGUGCUUUAUAAACUUUGUGCAGUUGCAAAAUCUCUCAUCUCAUGGCAGCAGGUCAUAAAGAGUUGCAUCGGGCAAAGCUUUGUUUCACGUUAAUUGGUAUGCAAGUCCAUAAUACAGUGUGGUAUAUGUAAGGAAUACUUAACGACGGGCUGUUAAAUUAUUUGAAAAUAAUGCGCACCCAAGGUGGU
Messenger RNA from Misgurnus anguillicaudatus (oriental weatherfish), 2294 nucleotides. NCBI's taxonomy places the organism in Eukaryota, Metazoa, Chordata, Actinopteri, Cypriniformes, Cobitidae. The record is from RefSeq and is a predicted model, not a curated record.